AUGGACGUUUAUGGCGGAAAUGAUGAGGAGAGCGCGGAGCUGCGAAAGCUUCUUGUCGAGGUGAACGAUGAUCCAGACAACUUCGAGAUCUGGGAGAAACUGGUCCGCACCGGCGAGUCGCUCGAGGGCGGAAUCAACAGAAAUUCGAGUUCCCAAGCAAUCACUGCAAUCAGGGACAUCUAUGAUCGUCUGCUCUGCAAAUUCCCUCUCUUCUUCGGAUACUGGAAGAAAUAUGCCGACCUCGAGUUUUCUAUCGCUGGGACCGAAGCCGCGGAGAUGGUCUACGAACGCGGCGUUGCAAGCAUAACCAAUUCCGUGGACCUGUGGACAAACUACUGUUCAUUCAAGACCGAGACCUGCCACGACGCCGACAUCAUCCGAGAACUUUUCGAACGAGGUGCUGUUUGCGUUGGUCUCGAUUUCCUCGCUCACCCAUUCUGGGACAAAUAUAUCGAAUUCGAAGAACGGCUGGAAUCGUUCGAUCGCAUAUUCGCGAUUUUGGGUAGGAUCAUCAACAUCCCGAUGCACCAAUAUGCCCGAUACUUCGAAAAGUACCGGCAAAUGGCCCAGACCAGACCGCUGGCUUCUAUUGCUCCUGCCGGGACACUCACUCAGCUCCAAUUGGAGCUUGAAAACGAAGGUGCCGGAUACAAAGCUGGCCGUAGCCAGGUCGAGGUCGAGCGAGAAUUACGGAUACGCAUCGAUGCUUACCAUCUCGAGCUCUUUCGGCAGACGCAGACCGAGACCACGAAACGAUGGACAUUUGAGUCUGAAAUCAAGCGUCCAUACUUUCACGUCACAGACCUGGAUGAUGCACAACUUGUCAACUGGCGUAAAUACCUCGACUUUGAGGAAUCCGAGGGCGACUAUACAAGAACCCAGUUCCUGUAUGAGCGCUGCCUGGUCACUUGUGCCCAGUAUGAGGAGUUCUGGUUGAGAUAUGCGCGAUGGAUGCUUGCGCAACCAGGCAAAGAAGAAGAAGUCCGGAACAUUUAUCAGCGUGCGGCUUGCAUCUUUGUUCCCAUCGCUGUUCCAACAGUCAGACUUCAAUAUGCUUAUUUUGAAGAAAUGACCGGCCGGGUUGAUAUAGCCAAGGACAUCCACGAGGCCAUUCUGAUUCCUCUCCCCGGCCAUGUGGAGACAAUCGUGUCGCUUGCAAAUGUUAUUCGCCGCCAUUCUGGACUAGAUGCAGCGGUGGCAGUUUACCAGAGCCACAUUGAUUCUCCGACCAUCGACCUUUCCGCCAAAGCAGCACUAGUGGCGGAAUGGGCCACAUUGUUAUGGAAGACCAAAGGAGCACCUGAAGAAGCUCGACAAGUGUUCCAAAAGAACCAGCAUUGGUACCUUGAGAGCCCGGCUUUCUGGUCCAGCUACUUGCGUUUCGAGAUUGACCAGCCUACGGCUGAGGAUACGGAACAAGCUCACCAUGAUCGGAUUCGAGGUGUCGUGGACGACAUUCUCACCAAAAGCCGUCUGCCGGAAUUGGCCAUUCAGGAGCUUGUCACCACCUACAUGAAAUAUCUACUUGAAAGGGGUACCAAGGGUGCCGCCAAGGAGUACAUGAAUCUCGACCGCGAAAUCAACGGCCCGACCUCCGUCCAAAAGUUGCCCAAAACUAUUGCCGAUCCGAGCAAGCCCGUGGGGCUCGUCAAUGGCCAGGUAUGA
Messenger RNA from Capronia coronata CBS 617.96, 1665 nucleotides. RefSeq lists its product as uncharacterized. Lineage: Eukaryota; Fungi; Ascomycota; Eurotiomycetes; Chaetothyriales; Herpotrichiellaceae. Gene Ontology annotation, cellular component: commitment complex; U2-type prespliceosome; U1 snRNP. The record is from RefSeq and is a predicted model, not a curated record. Gene Ontology annotation, biological process: mRNA 5'-splice site recognition; RNA processing. Gene Ontology annotation, molecular function: protein binding. The transcript is spliced from 4 exons. Bases 1 to 1665 code for a protein of 554 amino acids.